This is a messenger RNA of Dryobates pubescens (Downy woodpecker), 2290 nucleotides long. RefSeq names its product transmembrane protein 184B (gene TMEM184B). Bases 272 to 1528 code for a protein of 418 amino acids. Gene Ontology annotation, biological process: transport. Gene Ontology annotation, molecular function: transporter activity. The transcript has 10 exons. NCBI's taxonomy places the organism in Eukaryota, Metazoa, Chordata, Aves, Piciformes, Picidae. The record is from RefSeq and is a predicted model, not a curated record.
GCGGGGAGUGGGCGGGGCGCGAGCAGCCGCCGUGCGCAGGCGCGGAGGUGCUGGGGUGGGCCCGGCGUCGCCAUGGGCUCCUGAGGCCCUCAGCGCCCCCGCGCCGGUGCCGGCGCCCGCGGGGCAGCGGGGCAGGGCCCGACCCGACCCCUCCUCACCCUAACGGGCUGGGCCGAGCCGAGCUGAGCCCCGCCCGCCCGCCCGCCAGGAGGUCUUGGCUCGUGGGUGGCUCUCUAGCAAUUGCAACUGGAACCUCACACCAAAAGGCACCAUGAUAGUGAUGACUGACAUCACUGCAGCCCCCAGGUUGGGGUUAACUGCCACCCCUCCAGCUGUGGCUCCCAACUUUUCCUGGAUGCCAGAGGAUGGCAGCCCCACGGCUGUGGAGGAGCCGAUAUUCCUCAUGACCACCGCUGCUCAGGCCAUCUCAGGUUUCUUUGUAUGGACAGCUUUGCUCAUCACCUGCCAUCAGAUCUACAUGCAUCUUCGCUGCUAUAGCUGCCCAAACGAGCAGCGCUACAUUGUUCGGAUCCUCUUCAUUGUGCCCAUUUACGCCUUUGACUCAUGGCUCAGCCUCCUGUUCUUCACCAAUGACCAGUACUAUGUUUACUUUGGCACAGUGAGGGACUGCUACGAAGCCUUUGUAAUAUACAACUUUCUGAGCCUCUGCUAUGAGUACUUGGGAGGGGAGAGCUCCAUCAUGUCUGAGAUCAGAGGGAAACCAAUUGAGUCCAGCUGUGUGUAUGGGACUUGCUGCCUGUGGGGAAAGACUUACUCGAUUGGAUUCCUGAGGUUCUGCAAACAGGCUACCCUGCAGUUCUGUGUGGUGAAGCCCCUCAUGGCGAUCAGCACAGUCAUCCUUCAGGCCUUUGGCAAGUACCAGGAUGGUGACUUUGAUGUAACCAGCGGCUACCUCUAUGUGACGAUCAUUUACAACAUCUCUGUCAGCCUGGCACUCUAUGCCCUCUUCCUUUUCUACUUCGCCACACGGGAGCUGCUCAGCCCCUAUAGCCCAGUCCUCAAGUUCUUCAUGGUGAAGUCUGUAAUCUUCCUGUCCUUCUGGCAAGGAAUGCUGUUGGCCAUCCUGGAAAAGUGUGGUGCCAUCCCCAAAAUCCACUCUGCCAACGUGUCUGUGGGUGAAGGCACCGUAGCUGCUGGCUAUCAGGACUUCAUCAUCUGUGUGGAGAUGUUCUUUGCAGCCAUCGCCCUGCGCCACGCCUUCACAUACAAGGUGUAUGUGGACAAGAGACUUGAUGCCCAAGCUGUUCCAUCAUACGGGCCAUACGGCCGCUGCGCUCCCAUGAAGAGCAUCUCCAGCAGCCUCAAGGAGACCAUGAAUCCCCACGACAUCGUCCAAGACGCGAUCCACAACUUCUCGCCGGCCUACCAGCAGUACACGCAGCAGUCGACGCUGGAGCAGGGCCCGCCCUGGCGCAACGGCAGCCACGUUAUCUCGCGCUCCCACAGCUGCUCGGGGGCCCGGGACAACGAGAAGACUCUGCUGCUGAGCUCGGACGACGAGUUCUAGGCGGCACAGCUGCCAGCACAGGCUGCUGUUUUCCCUCUCUCCUUGCUCUUCUCUUUUAAUUUAUUGAAGCGGAACCACGCAGGUCAUAUCACUUGUAGAGAGUGCAGAGGUGGGCGCUGCCAGGAGCUUUGGUGUGUGUGGACAUGAUGAGCAGCAUGGAGGUGGGGGAAUGGCCAGGACUCCAUUCUCCAGCCCAUUCCCUACGGUGGCAAUUGACUGGAAUGAAUUGACACAAAGCUCCUGGGUUUGGGGCUCUGGCUUCCCCCGCCUGCCCAGCUUGGUGUGCAACGUGACUGGCCAGAGCCUGGAGUUGUGGCUAAACAUUCUUUUUGGUUUGUUUUUCUCACCUGGACAACCUGACUGCUUUGUAUUCCUCUUCCUGAAGGGUUGAUAUAGGCACAGUUUUCUCUCCUAGCUCUCUGGUACUAACAUCUCUGUGAUCCUUGGGAAAUGGGAUUAGGAUGCAGUAAUAAGUAUUCCUGAGGACCAGAUCAGAGAUUGGUCUACUCUAUAGCCAUUGCCUUGAGUGCUUAGUAAAGAACAUCUGCCUGCACCCUCCUAAGCACCUGGCUGUGCAGUCCUGUACUUGAGUGAGCAAGGGGGAAUAAGACAGGGCUUUAUUCCUGUUCCUCUGCUCUCUGCAUCCCCCCUGUUCCUCAUCAAAGCUGAUGCUUUUUGAAGAUCAUCAGGGAUGGAAGGGAUGUCUCAGAAGGGCAGGGUUUUCUAAUCACCAGGUGUCAGAGCUUCCCAUCUCUCCUCUGU